AUGGGGAAGCUGAUCUCCAAAGGCCGGCGCAAAAGAGAUGCUCGAGUUGUCAUGCUGGGGCUGGACUUGGCUGGCAAAUCCACCCUUCUGUACAAGCUCAAGAGCGGACAGGCUGUGGAGACCUGCCCAACGGUGGGAUUCAACGUGGAGUCUCUGCAGACACCCUGCGGUGUAUCCUUCACCCUCUGGGACAUUGGCGGACAAAGCAGCCUGCGGGCAAGCUGGCCUGACUACCUGGAGGACACCAACACCCUCAUCUUCGUGCUCGACAGCACAGACACAGCGCGGCUGCCCGAGGCAGCGGCAGCACUGGAGGAUGCCCUGAGCCACCCCAGCAUGGCUGGCAUCCCCGUCCUCCUCCUGGCCAACAAGCAGGAGGUGCCG
This is a messenger RNA of Nestor notabilis (Kea), 384 nucleotides long. RefSeq names its product ADP-ribosylation factor-like 11 (gene ARL11). The record is from RefSeq and is a predicted model, not a curated record. Gene Ontology annotation, cellular component: cytoplasm. Gene Ontology annotation, molecular function: GTPase activity; GTP binding. Lineage: Eukaryota; Metazoa; Chordata; Aves; Psittaciformes; Psittacidae. The annotation marks the transcript as partial. Gene Ontology annotation, biological process: vesicle-mediated transport; intracellular protein transport. The transcript has a single exon.